Molecule: messenger RNA, 3345 nt
Organism: Salvelinus fontinalis (brook trout)
Lineage: Eukaryota; Metazoa; Chordata; Actinopteri; Salmoniformes; Salmonidae
Product: extracellular matrix protein 2
Exons: 10
Coding region: 905-2908 (667 amino acids)
Biological process (GO): positive regulation of cell-substrate adhesion; extracellular matrix organization
Cellular component (GO): extracellular matrix
Molecular function (GO): heparin binding; collagen V binding; protein binding
Source: RefSeq, a predicted model, not a curated record
CUCUCUCACCCCCCACCCACCUCUCUCUUGCUCUCUCUAUCUCCCCACCUCUCUCUCUCUCCACCCAGGUGUUUGUUAGUUUAAGGCAAUGAGGACAGGACUAGAGGGCAGGAGAGGAGGGGUGAUCUGUGUUUUCUGGAGAGAUGAACGAAGGCCUUUGUUUAGAAUAUGAGAACACACUUUUUCCCCCUCUCUCUCACUCUCCCCACCUCUCACUCUCCUGUCUGUGCACUCCUCCUUCUCCUCUUCCAUCCCCUCUUUUCUCACUCUCUAUCCAUUCUCACCUCUCACUUUUAGUUCUGCUGGUACAGUAUCCUCUGGGGAGUGUGCUUAAAGAGUUGGGAGUCUCUUGGGAGUUCUGUCGUCUACGUCUCCUCUUCUGCUUCGCAGGUUUAUUCUUUGCCUGAUUUUUGCUUCUGGAGGUGCUGCCAUACUCAGGAGGAUCUUUGUUACUUCUCUUUACUCCAAGACUGGACAGGAGGUGGUUUCAGAAACACAGCCCAGGUCUCAAAGUUUUUCCUUGUCUGUAGUCAUUUUUUUCUUGGACUAUCCCAGUUAGUUUGUCUUGGACUAUCCCAGUUAGUUUGUCUUGAACUAUCCCAGUUAGUUUGUCUUGGACUAUCCCAGUUAGUUUGUCUUGGACUAUCCCAGUUAGUUUGUCUUGGACUAUCCCAGUUAGUUUGUCUUGAACUAGAACAGUUAGUUUGUCUUGAACUAGAACAGUUAGUUUGUCUUGAACUAUCCCAGUUAGUUUGCCUUGAACUAGUACAGUUAGUUUGCCUUGAACUAGUACAGUUAGUUUGUCUUGAACUAGUACAGUUAGUUUGUCUUGAACUAGUAGUCUCCAAUCCUGGGUUUUGGAUUUGACCAGCCGUGGGCUCAGAUCCAGAAACCUGACGUGGCGAUGCUGAGAUUUUGGGUUCUGUGUCUGUCUGUGAGUGUUCUCAGUGUAGGCGUUCUAACUCUGAUACCCCAAAAACACGAGAUAGAAAAUAAGGUACAACACGACGUGGAACAUGUGCGUGGAACACGGACCGUGGAACAUGAAGCGAGGGAACCCGAUAAAAUCAAUGCAGAGACUCUAGCAACCCACCAACCUGCCACAUACACUCCUAAAAUGGACACACAUGCCACAGUCUCAACUCUGACAGACAUACCUCUUACAGAAACAACUGUGAUAGGUACAGCUAUUACGGAGUCAGACGUACCUGUGGUCGCCACAUUUCUUUCAUCAGCCCUACCCCUCACCUCAUUACCGUAUGAUGAAGAAGGCAGGGUUCAGGAAAAAGGCAGAGAGGACGAGAAUCCAAGAAUUGAAGAGGAGGAGGAGAAGGGGAGAGUGAGGGAUGAGCAGAUGAGAAAGGACAGAGAGAUGGAGGCGAGCAGAGGGAGGAGAGGAGUGACGGGAAGGAGACAUGCAGCAACUGUAGAGUCCACUGCAUACAGAGUGGCAGGUCUGGGGCGCCCCCUACCUGGCUGGAAGAAGCGAGGCACAAAUGGGGGAGCUGAACAGGAAGGUAUUCUCAGGACCAUACUAAAGGAACUACACAGUGAUAAGGACAGACUGAUGGACACAGAGAAGGCAGAGGAAGAGGAAGAUGAGGAAGAAGAAGAAGAAGACGACGAUGAAGAUGAAGAUGAUUCUGAAGAGGAGGAAGAGGAGGAGGAGGAAGAGGAAGAGGAGGAGGAAGAAGAGGGGACAGAGUCUCCCACCAAUCAGACAGUAGCAAGGACCAGCUUCACAGAGUCUCUCCCAGGGACGUGUCAAACGUCUAAAGGACAAAUAAGUUGCAGGGGUGUUGGCAUGAAUCACCUCCCAAUCAUCACCGACCUUGGGGUCACGACCCUGGACCUGGCAGAGAACAACAUCAGUCUUAUUGCCUCGCGGGGUUUCUCUGGUCUUCCCAACCUGGAGAGUAUAGAUCUGAGCAAAAACCGACUGGAUGACGACUCACUCAGCCACCACCUCUUCUCUAAUCUGACCCGGCUGAGGAGGCUUAACCUAGAUGAUAACCAGCUGACACGAAUCCCACUGCUGCCACCGUCACUGGAGGAGCUCAAGAUGAAUGACAACAAGAUCACCAGACUCACCCCUUACAGCUUCAAAGGUCUGUUCCAUCUGUUGUCUCUGGAGCUAGAGGGGAACCUUUUCCAUGACGGCAACAUGUCCCCUUUGACCUUCAAGCCACUGAGGAGCGUCCAGUACCUGCGCUUGGACACGAACAGCUUCCGCUCCCUCCCCCUCGGCCUGCCCCGCUCCCUACAGGAGCUGAGGAUGCGUGAUAACCAGUUACAGGAGGUACCAGAGGGGGUUCUGAGUGAAUUGGCCAAACUGAGAGUUUUAGACCUUAGUCACAACCUGCUGCAUGAGGGCAGCAUCUCAAACCGGGCCUGGGUCAAACUAACUUCUCUUGAAGCCUUGGACCUCUCUCAUAACAGCCUCACCUCAGUCCCCCUCUACUUACCCCGCCCUCUGCGUCAGCUGACCCUGCAACACAACUCAAUUGGUCGAAUCCCUGCGUAUGUCUUUGGCCACCUGCGCCCCGGCCUAGAGUCCCUCCGUCUAUCCCACAAUGCACUAGGGGACGAAGGAGUGCAAGGAGUUUCUUUUGUGGGCAUGUACCGAUCGCUUGUUGAGCUCCUAUUGGACAAUAACCGUCUGGGGGCGGUGCCUCGCAGCGUGUGGCAGUUUAGGAACCUGCAGGUGCUGAGGCUCGACUACAACCAAAUCAGGUCUGUGGCGGUGGGGUCGGUGUGUCACUCUCGUGUGGCGGUGCGUUCGGCCCUGGCCUCUCUCCACCUGGAGAACAACCUUAUAGAGGAAGAGAUUCCCUCCACUACCUUCAACUGUAUUCAACACCCUAGUGGUGUGGUCACACAGCCCCAGGAACACAUACACGAGGUGUAGACCAGCGUCUCCGUUUACAGAUGUUCCACUGAACCAUCGUUAAACCUCCCUAUUUCCUCACCUCCUUUUCUUCACUAGUCACCUAUGUCGUCUAGUCAUGUAUGUAAACUCGUGUUUGUGAUGUCGAUGAUGAUGAUGGUGAUGAUGAUAAAGAUAGUAAUUCAGGUAACACAACAGUUGUGUUACCUUACUCUAACAGAAAUGAAACUACUGAUGUCUGUGUAUGAUAAUGCUCUAGCGGUUGAGAAAGAAUAUUAAAUAACAGCUAUUCCAACCUGUGUAUUUAAAGGUCUGGGGGAGGUUAGUCUUGGGGCAGGUUAGACGUAUACCAGGGGUAACAGGGUAACAGUGUCAGUGGGAGAUCUGAGGGAACAUUGGGAAAGAAUAUAAACAUCAUACAUGUUCUCCACCCUGAGUCCAGCCAUAUAAACAUCUCC